AUGCCCACAUCCAUCGAAGAUGCGAAUGGUUCUGAAACCCCCAACAACAAGAUGAAUGACCACACCUAUGGCCAUGUUUAUGAAAACGGACCAUCGCUUGAUGGCUCACAUCAAAUCAAUGACAAAGAAGCUUCUGGCGGUGGGGUUCACCUCCCAGAAUUUGCUUCCCAGGAGCCUAUCGCCAUAUGUGGUAUGUCAGUGCGUCUCCCUGGAGGCCUGCACUGUCCACAACAAAUGUGGAAUUUCUUGAUAUCCAAGAGCGAUGCCCGCGGCCCAGUCCCAAAGUCUAGAUACAAUGCUUCCGCCUACUACUCCGAAACGUCGAAGCCUAACAGUAUCAAAACUGAGUAUGGAUACUUCCUUGACGAAAGCAUUGAUCUUGCUACUGUCGACACAUCGUUCUUCGCAAUGGGAAAAUCGGAGGUUGAACGCACGGAUCCACAACAACGGCAAAUGCUGGAGGUUGCCAGAGAGUGCAUGGAAGAUGCUGGUGAAACCAACUGGAAAGGAAAACCGAUCGGCUGCUAUAUGGGCAGCUUCGGUGAAGACUGGGUGGAGAUGUUUGCCAAAGAAAACCAGCAUCAAGGUUCGUACCGUGUAACUGGAUACGGAGAUUUCAUGCUGCCUAACCGGGUCUCUUAUGAGAUGGACCUGUCUGGGCCUAGUAUGAUCGUUCGUACUGGCUGCUCGGCUGCCCUUGUGGCACUACACGAAGCAUGCCUGGCAGUCUCCAGGGGUGACUGUGAAGGCGCUAUUGUGGGCGGUGCCAACUUGAUAAUGGCUCCAGGCAUGACAGUCGCUAUGACAGAUCAAGGUGUUCUUGCACCUGAUGGCUGCUGCAAGACCUUCUCUGCUGCUGCCAAUGGCUAUGCUCGAGGAGAGGCGGUUUCCGCUGUCUUCAUCAAACCCCUAAUCGAUGCCGUUCGUGAUGGCAACCCCGUCCGUGCUGUUAUCCGGGCAACGGCAUCUAACAACGACGGAAAAGGGACUGCUGCUGGUAUUCAAGUUCCAAAUGACGUUUCCCAAGAGACCAUGAUAAGGCAUGCCUAUAAACUAGCAGGAAUUACGGAUUACUCUGAAACCGCGUUCGUCGAGUGCCAUGGUACAGGCACAGCGGUCGGAGAUCCAAUCGAAGCCAGAGCAGUCGGUCGUGUCUUUGGCCCUUAUGGUGGCGUCCAAAUUGGGUCCGUCAAACCCAAUCUUGGACACUCCGAAGGAGCUUCAGGCCUCACAUCGCUGAUCAAGUCAGUAUUGGCCCUUGAAAAUCGGAUCAUUCCUCCAAACAUCAAGUUCACCAACCCCAACCCCGACAUCCCGUGGGACUCCUAUGGACUUUCUGUUCCCACAGAACCGAUGCCCUGGCCCAAGAGUCGGAGAGAGCGCAUCAGUGUGAACUCCUUCGGUAUUGGGGGUACCAAUGCCCAUGUUAUCCUCGACUCCGCUCAAAGCUUCAGCGUAUCACCAGUUCCCGAGCGGCCUACGACGUCACCCCAACUGCUUGUUUAUUCGGCCAAUACUGCCAAAUCACUAGAGGCGAUGAUUGCAGGCUAUAAAUCUUACAUCCAGAAAAACCCUGCCAGGGUCUGUGACCUGGCAUUCACCCUUGGUAAUAGAAGAGAACACUUACCUUAUCGGGCAUUUGCUGUAAAAGGCCUACUUGGUACACUCACGACUUCGUCUCCCUUGAAAUCCGGCGCAACACCGAGCAUCGUUAUGGUAUUCACAGGUCAAGGUGCUCAAUGGCCCCAAAUGGGUGGCCAUUUGAUCCGAAGCUCUUUCUAUCCUCUGUUCAAGAAGAGCAUCCAAUCCCUCGAUGCACAUCUGCAAACCCUCAAGCAUGCUCCGGAAUGGAACAUUGAAGAAGAGCUACUUAAGGCCGCUGAUACUAGCAGACUCAACUCAGCUGAGCUGUCUCAGCCUCUCUGCACGGCAAUCCAAGUUGCCCUAGUCGACACUUUUGCCUCUGUUGGUGUUCAGCCCACAGCUGUCGUGGGUCACUCUAGUGGCGAAAUAGCUGCUGCAUAUGCUGCUGGGGCCAUCACGGCUAAUGAAGCCAUCACGAUUGCGUUUUACCGUGGCCUGGUUACCAAUACGCAAGCCAAGCCUGGGGCUAUGGCAGCUAUUGGCAUGGGCUCUGAUGAUGUCAAGAGAUAUCUACAACCCGGGGUAAUUGUUGCUUGCGAAAAUUCACCCAAAAGUAUAACUCUCGCUGGUGACGCAGAAGCAGUUGAGGCUGUGAUUUCCAGGAUCAAAGAGGCCAGCCCUAAUAUCCUAGCAAGAAAGUUGCAUGUCAACAAAGCGUACCACUCUCACCACAUGGUUGAAAUAGGUGCCGACUACCAUGCCCUCAUUGAACAUGAAGUGUCUGCCAAAAGCCCGAAAAGGUUGUUCUUCAGCAGUGUUGAGAGCAAACUCCUCACCAAAGAUUCGAGCUUCAGUCCCAAAUACUGGCAGAAAAAUUUGGAGUCUCCGGUACUUUUCAGCUCAACCGUCUCAUCCAUUCUCCAGCACGAAAUUGCAAAGAAUAUGGUCUUCCUAGAGGUAGGCCCUCACUCAGCACUUGCGGGUCCCAUACGGCAAAUCCAGACCCAGUUUUCCAGCUCUUCCCCAUAUCUUUCUGCACUUAUCCGCAACCAGAAUGAUGUUGAAUCAUUCCUAACGGCCAUCGGGGGCCUACAUGUUCUGAAUGCCACUCUAGAGCUACAAAAAGUUAUUAGCCAGGGCUCUACUCUGCCGGACCUCCCAAGAUACCCAUGGGACCACUCGAACAAAUUCUGGUACGAGUCUAGGCUGAGCAAGGAGUGGCGACAUCGCGAGCAUAAGUAUCACGAUCUUCUAGGUAUUCGGGUUGCGGAGAGUCACGAUUUUAACGUUACGUUCCGGAAUGUCUUCCAUUUGACCAACGCCCCCUGGAUGCGUGACCAUAAGGUCGGCGACGAUAUUGUCUUCCCUUUUGCCGGCUACGCUGCGAUGGUUGGCGAGGCUCACUGCCUUGUCCUGAACGAAGGUCAGCCAGUUGAAUUAAUGACCACGUUGCAUCGUAAUCGCUUGACGGACUCCCUCGACAGCGAAUGGUGGGAAUUCACUGUCGCAUCCCACAAUGGAACUGUUUGGACGAAGCACUGUGUCGGCCAGGCUAGAUCAUAUAGUGAAGCCUUUGGAGAUGCUAAGAAGAAGAACCCUCUCUUGCGUAAGGUCAAUACCCGCCGUUGCUAUAAAUCCAUGGCCAGGUCUGGCCUCAACUUCGGCCCCUCAUUCCAGCGUCUGGGUGAUGUCCGGUCCGACACUACUACGCAGAAGGCGACGUCUGAAGUUGCUGUUAAGGAGACUGAUGGCAAGGACUACCAUCUGCACCCGACGGUCAUUGAUGCCUCACUGCAGCUGCUCAGUGUUGCUGCGUCAAAGGGGUAUGUUGAUCUCACGACAAAAAUGAUGGUCCCCACCCAUAUUGAAGAGAUUUGUAUAUACCGCUGCUAUAGUGAUGUCCAAGUCCGAGCCUCCGCCCAUCACACACCAAAUGGCUCCAUCGUUGGUCGUGGGGAGUGUGUAUCUGCUGACGGGAAGCUGGUCUUGUACAGCUCUGGAAUCAGGCUCUCUGUCUUGGAUGAUCAGGACUCCGGCAAAUCUCAGGACGCCACUGCGCGCACAAAAUGGGGUCCUCAUAUAGAUUUCCUGGAUGCCAGCACUCUUAUCAAACCUUUGAUAGACCGCAGCGACCAUAUGCCCAUCCUAACAGAGCUGUCUAACUUAUGCAUGAUUCACACUCAGCGUGUUAUUGCAGGAUUGAACACUUCAAUCAGCCAUAUGCACAAAUACCGAGCAUGGAUCGAUCGCCACCUCCAGUCUCCUAUUCUCCAAAGACUUCAUCACCUUGACAAUGCCGCUAUUGAGCAGCGAGUGAAGUGCAUUGUCCGCAAAUUGUCCCUUACUCAGAGCUGUGAUAGCGCUGUCGCUAUUCAGAAAGUUUUCAGCAAUGCCGAAAAGAUAUUUACUGGCGAAGUGGAUGCGCUGGAGGUUCUCAUGUCGGAUGAUACAUUGACCAAAUUAUAUGUUUCCAUGGAAUUGUGCGAUGAAUCGCUCUUCUUCAAGCAUCUGACUCACAGCAAGCCUAACCUCCGUGUUUUAGAGAUUGGUGCCGGAACAGGCGGUUCUACUGCUAACAUUCUGAAGAUGUUGGCACCUGGAAAGGAAAUCCUAUACUCGCAGUACACAUUUACUGAUAUUUCACCUGGAUUCUUCGUUGCUGCCAAGGAACGCUUCAGUGCGCACCCAAACAUGGAAUACACUACUCUUGACAUCAGCAAGGAUCCCGCAGAGCAGGGUUUUGAUGGUCAUGAAUACGAUCUGAUUCUCGCAGCUAAUGUUAUUCAUACAACAAGGUCUCUCUGUGAGAGUUUGAGCAAUGUCCGUAAACUUCUCGCGCCCAACGGUCGGCUCCUGCUUCACGACAUGACACCAACUUCCAAAUGGCCCAACUACGUUUGGGGAACUCUACCGGGCUGGUGGUAUGGUGAGCCCGAUGGUCGGCCUGAUGAACCUUACGUCGAUGCCGAACGUUGGGUAAGAGAGUUGAAGGCAGCAGGGUUCCGCACUCCUGAUGCUGUGGUUCAUGAUUCAGCAGAGCCAAAUCAGCUGAACACCAUGAUUGUGGCCAGGCCAACAGCAAUGAAGGAGGUUCCUAAAAAACGAGUCACGCUCCUGACACUCGCUGAGUCAGAUUCUGUCAGCCCAAUGCUUCAGGUCCUGGAGAGCAGGGGGUAUACCAUUCAUCAUUGCGAGUUGCAGGAUAUGCCAUUGCCUACUGGCCAGGAUGUCAUCGCCUUGCUUGACGAUGAAGGCCCCUUUUUUGAGAAUAUGGAUGACCAGCGCUUCGAACUUUUCAAAAAUUUGGUGCAAAACUUGAAGGAAUGUGGUAUUCUCUGGGUGACUGGCCUUUCACAGAUCCAAUGCCAUGACCCUAAAUUUGGCCAGAUCAAUGGUAUUGCCAGGACCAUUCGUUGCGAAAUGGUAGUCGAUUUUGCUACCUGCGAGGUCGACCAUGUGGCUUCCUCUCUAGACAACAUCAUUGAAGUAUUUGAGAAGUUCCAGAGUCGCCAAGAAGACCGAAUCCUCGAGCCUGAGUUUGAAUACGCAAUUGUCAAAAACAUUGUCCACGUUGGACGUCUGAAUCCAUUCUCGGUGCAAGAUGAGCUUCUGACAUCCGCUCUGACUGACAAAAUUACGCUUUGCACUAGCAAGCCUGGCCGUCUUGAUGCUUUACACUGGGCUCGGCAAGAGACCGGAUCGCUGAAUGGCGAUAAUGUCGAGAUAGAAACAUAUGCCGCUGGCUUGAACUUCAGAGAUGUUUUGUGUGCCAUGGGCAUCGUUGAAGCUCCAAAAAAUAAAUUCGGCUAUGAAGCCGCCGGGAUUGUCCGCUGCACUGGGCCAAAGGUUAAAGAUAUCAAGGUCGGCGACCGCGUUAUGUUCAUUACGCGUGCUGCCUUCGGGACGCAGGUGGUCGUAUCUGAGGAUCUUUGUGAACCCAUUCCCAGUGGCUUGAGCUUUGAGGACGCAGCUGCCAUGCCUUGCGUGUUCGCUACGUCGAUCUACUCUCUCUUCAAUAUUGGAAAUCUAAAGAAAGGACAGUCCGUUCUUAUUCAUAGUGCGUGCGGUGGGGUUGGUCUUUCUGCUAUCCAACUUGCCCAGAUGGUUGGCGCCGAGAUAUAUACUAGCGUCGGUAGUGAAGAGAAGGUCAAGUAUCUUAUGGGGACUUUUGGACUUCCCAGAAACCGGAUCUUCAACUCUCGUAACAUCUCUUUCGUUGCAGACAUCAUGCGAGAGACCAACGGCGAAGGUGUUGAUUUGGCACUAAAUUCUUUGUCUGGCGAGUUGUUGCAUGCGACAUGGAAGUGCGUUGCAGCUUUUGGCAAGAUGGUCGAGAUUGGCAAGCGAGACUUGGAAGGUUCUGGAAAGCUCGACAUGAGUGCUUUCUUGGCCAAUCGCAGCUACUGCUGCCUUGACUUGGAUCAAAUUUGCUUCACGAGGCCGACCAUUGCAAAAGGACUGCUCAAGAACAUUGUGAAUCUUUUAAAGGAGCGCCACAUAAAUCCUAUUCGACCCAUUAAGGUCUUCACGUCUGAUGCUAUCCUCGACGCUUUUCGGUACAUGCAGCAAGGCGUUCAUCUAGGCAAAAUCGUCGUGUCAAUGCGCAAUUAUGCCGGCCAAAUCUCUAUGGGAUUGAAGGUUCAGCGGCGGAAGAAGCCCACCCGCUUUGAUAUAUCCGGUUCGUAUCUGCUUGUAGGUGGCCUCGGAGGCUUGGGUCGCUCUAUCUCCACAUGGAUGGUAGAACACGGGGCUCGUCAUCUCAUCUAUCUUUCCCGAAGUGCGGGUUUAAAAAAGGAGCACGUGGAGUUUGCCGAAGAACUUACCAGCAUGGGUUGCCGCGUCGAUUUAGUUCACGGCAGCGUUUCUGAGCUUGACGAUGUGACCAAGGCUAUCGCACUGGCUCAAGGUCAGCUCAGGGGUAUCUUUCAAAUGUCCAUGAUACUUCGUGAUCAGAGCUUCCCCCGCAUGACAAUUAAGGACUGGAACACCGCCGUUGAUCCUAAGAUCAAAGGAACCUGGAACCUCCACAAUGCUUCCCUAUCCAUGCAUGCCGAGCUUGACUUCUUCAUUCUGUUCAGUUCUGUUUCCGGUCUCUUCGGGCAGCCUGGUCAAACAAACUAUGCUGGUGCAAACAGUUUUCUAGACGCCUUCUCUCAGUAUCGCUUGGGUCUGGGUUUGCCGGCUUGCGCCAUCCAGAUCGGUGCCGUUGAUGAAGUUGGAUACCUCUCUGAGCACGAGUCGCUCAUGCACAGGCUUAAGGUUUCCGAUGUCUUGGGUGGCACAGUAUCGGAGCGAGAGAUCCUCGAGGCAAUAGAGGCGGCCGUACAACCUUCCUUGAAUAAAUCACAACUCUGUGCCUCAAACAACUUCUGCCUUGGGCUUCGCUCAGGGGUGUCCCUGGGAACUUCCGGAAACCGUGCGCUCUGGAAGAAAGAUAUCCGAGCGGCCGUCUUCCAAAAUUAUGCAGAGGCCGAUAUUACGUCAGGCUCUACUUCUAGUGAAGGCUUGCAAUCCUUCCUAGCCAAAGCCAAGGGCGAUCCCGCUUUGCUUAGUCAGCCCGACUCUACUCACUUUCUCGCAGUCGAGAUCGGAAAGAGGGUGUUAAGCUACUUGUUAAAGCCAGAAGAAGACCUGCAGACGUCGUGCUCCCUAACUGAUCUGGGAAUAGAUUCACUGGUGGCCAUUGAGGUGAGACAAUGGUGGAAGACGACUUUUGGGUUCGAUAUCAGUGUGCUCGAAAUGAUGGGGAUGGGCAGUCUUGAUGCCCUCGGAGAGCACGCUGCUUAUGGAAUGCUGAAAUUGUUCCAUGGCAUUGAAGAGUAA
This is a messenger RNA of Penicillium waksmanii, 7407 nucleotides long. Its product is annotated as reducing polyketide synthase sphB. The transcript is spliced from 6 exons. The record is from RefSeq and is a predicted model, not a curated record. Gene Ontology annotation, biological process: secondary metabolite biosynthetic process; fatty acid biosynthetic process. The coding region runs from base 1 to 7407 and encodes 2468 amino acids. Gene Ontology annotation, molecular function: phosphopantetheine binding; fatty acid synthase activity; oxidoreductase activity. Lineage: Eukaryota; Fungi; Ascomycota; Eurotiomycetes; Eurotiales; Aspergillaceae.